Cercopithifilaria johnstoni is the source of this 432-nucleotide messenger RNA. The record is from the annotation of a GenBank genome assembly. NCBI's taxonomy places the organism in Eukaryota, Metazoa, Nematoda, Chromadorea, Rhabditida, Onchocercidae.
AUGGAUAGUAAUGUGAAAAAGGUAUUCGAAGAUGCAUUCCGACAAUUAUCUGAGAUCAUUUUCAAAUGGAAAUAUGAAAAUGAAGAAAGAGGAGAUGUACAUCUUCAUAACGUCAUUAAAAGGAAAUGGGUAUCGCAGAACGAUCUUCUCAAUGAGUUUCCUCUUGUUAAACUUUUCCUUUUAUUAACUAUACAUUCCGAUAUGCUGUAUCAUUACAAGCUUUUGGCUUUUACAUCUCACUGCGGUCAAAAUAGUCUCAUGGAAAGUAUCAGUGCUGGAGUACCACUCAUUUGUAUACCACUGUUUGCUGAUCAAUUUAGAAAUGCUACGAUGGCAAAGAAUGGAAAUGCAGCGGUUAUCUUGAAUAGAGAAAAUCUUACAGCAGUUGGCUUAUCUUCUUCACUUAAAACUAUCAUCAAUGAAGAAAGAUAA